This is a messenger RNA of Cynocephalus volans (Philippine flying lemur), 4203 nucleotides long. It is a transcript of the gene FMN1, whose product is annotated as formin 1. Bases 1 to 4203 code for a protein of 1400 amino acids. The transcript is spliced from 18 exons. Gene Ontology annotation, biological process: actin nucleation. Lineage: Eukaryota; Metazoa; Chordata; Mammalia; Dermoptera; Cynocephalidae. The record is from RefSeq and is a predicted model, not a curated record. Gene Ontology annotation, molecular function: microtubule binding. Gene Ontology annotation, cellular component: endoplasmic reticulum membrane; actin filament; cytoplasm.
AUGGAAGGCACUCACUGCACCCUCCAAUUGCAAAAGCCCAUUACCGAACUCUGCUACAUCAGCUUCUAUCUUCCAAGAGGGGAAGUCAGAGGAUUUUCAUACAAGGGCACCGUAACUCUAGACCGGUCCAAUAAGGGUUUUCAUAACUGCUACCAAGUCAGGGAGGGGCCAGACAUCAUCAGCCUCAGCCAGCAGCCAGACGAACAUCCAGGCGACAUAUUUUUCAAGCAGACUCCCACAAAAGACAUUCUAACUGAGCUGUACAAACUCACAGCAGAGAGGGAGAGACUGCUGGCCAAUCUGCUGAGCUCAGACCACAUCCUGGGGAUUGCGAUGGGGAAUCAGGAGGGCAAGCUGCUGGAGCUGUCUGUGAGCCUGGCCCCUGAGGAUGACUGUUUCCAGGGUGCUGGCGGCUGGCUAGGGGAGCUCCCUGUGGGCUCUCUCAAUAAGAGGAGCACCCAUGGGAACAAAAAGCCCCGGAGGUCUGGAGGAAGGAGAGAGAGCUUUGUGGUGCAGAAGAGGACAAGAAGGAAAGAGCGUGGGGGCCAGGAGUCAGCUCCUCAGAUGGGGAAGGACCAGAUCUAUUCAAGCAACUCCCUUCCUCUUUCUCGAACAAGGCCUAAUCUUCAGCUCCUAGAGGAAAGAGGAAACUUGCUCCCAAAUGGGGCACUUACCUCUGCCCUGAAGAGGAGAGAGAGCUGCCCUCCAGAUAUCCUCAGGACACUGGAUGCAGAUGUUGGCUUUGGGAGCUUUGGGACAGCCUCCAAGGACACUAGGCUUGAAAGAGAAGAGCUGCCCCCUGACUGCAGCUCCACAGAGUCAGGAGAUGAUGGUGUCUGGGGGCUGCUGAGGAGGCCUUGCGGGCUGGGUUUGCCAGAAAGUCAGCAGGACCCUGAGAAGCAUCCAGAGGCAGAGAGGGACAGGAUGGAGAAGUCGGCUGGACCUGUUUCCAAAGUGGUGGCCAAAGUCCAGGACGUGGCUGCUCAGGUGCAAAGAGUAGUUAAAACGCAUCCUGAGGGUGAGGAAAGGAUUGCCGUUUGCCCAGCAGCCCAAGCUGAGUUUAUACCCAAAGCAGACUUGCUCAGCCUCCCAGGACCUGAGGCUGGGGCUCAUGGCUCCAGGCAGGGCAAGGAGCAGCAAGGGGACAGGUCACUGCAGCUGGCGGCUAGAGAAAGGACCUCCAUUUCUGGUACACCACCCUGUGCUGAGGGGGCUGUGAACAAGGUCCUGCUGAAGGUGAUAGAGAGUGAGAAGCUAGAUGAAGCUCCUGAGGGGAAAAGGCUGGGCUUCCCCAUCAGCACGCGAGCCACGCAUACCCUCCCAGAAACCAGAUGCAAGAGGACAGCCAGGCUGCCUCUGAGUGGCCACAAAGCCUUGUUUCUGGAACUGGUCCACAGUGCAGGUCCCAACUCCUCACAACCCAGAGGAGAUGAGAAGAGGCCGUUGCCCCCAGCACCAGCAGCUCUCAGCGUGGUGUUUAAUAAUUCAUCCCCUCAGUCCGGCACACAUAAGCGGAUGUCACCUGUUCCGUCUCCUCUGUCUCCAAGGCUCCCUAGCCCUCAGCAGCAUCACAGGAUCCUCCGACUCCCUCCGCUGCCUGGUGAGAGGGAAGCUGCUCUUAAUGACUCUCCUUGUAGAAAAAGCAGUGUCUUCUCUGGGUCUCCCUCUGCUGACAUCUUGGAGCCACCAUCCUCUGCGAAGGUCACGGAGACCAAACGAACCAGCCCGGCUUCCCUCAGAGCAGGCCAACCUCGGUUGGUGCCUGGGGAAACUUUGGAAAAGAGCUUGGAGCCAGGGAAGACCACAGCUUGGCCCCAGCACCAGUCAUCUCCAGGUAUCUCCUCUGAGGGCUUUCCCUGGGACUGUUUCAAUGAGCAGACAAAUAAAGACCUUCCCAACAGGGAUGGAGGUGUCCAGGUCCUGGGCUAUAGAGCAGGACCAGCCUGUCCAUUUCUGCUCCAUGAGGAAAGAGAGAAGUCAAAAAGAAAUGAACUGUACUUGGAUCUCCAUCCUGACCAGAGCCCCACUGAGCAGGAUGAUAGGACUCCUGGCAGACUCCAAGCUGUCUGGCCGCCUCCAAAGACAAAAGACACAGAAGAAAAAGUGGGACUGAAGUACACUGAAGCAGAAUACCAAGCUGCUAUUUUACACUUGAAGAGGGAGCACAAAGAAGAAAUUGAAAACUUGCAGGCACAGUUUGAACUUCAGACAUUUCAUAUCCGGGGCGAGCAUGCAGUGAUAACAGCGAGACUAGAAGAAACUAUUGAAAAUCUCAAACGCGAAUUGGAGCGCCCAUGGCGGCGAGGGUGCGAAGCGAUGAGAGAUGCGUGCGUCUCCACCGACGGCGACUGCCCUCCAAAGACCUACAGAAACGUGUGCGUGCAGACAGACAGAGAGACCUUCCUCAAACCCUGCGAAAGCGAAAGCAAGGCCACCAGAAGUCACCAAAUAGUACCCAAAAAGCUGAACCUCUCCUCGUUAAGCCAGCUCUCUCCCCCCAAUGACAACAAAGACAUCCCUGCACCACGUCAGUCUGCGGAAAGCAUCUCACCGAAUCAGCAGAAGGCAUCACCUCCUCCUCCCGCACCGCCCCUUGCAGCACCCAUCCCGCCCCCUCCUCCCCUCCCGCCUGGACUUGGACCUUUGUCACCAGCACCUCCUGGGCCGCCGCCCCCGCCUCCCCCGCCUCCUCCCCCAAGUGGGGGACCUCCCCCGCCGCCUCCCCCCCCACCGCUUCCCAACUCUGCUCUGCCCAACAGCGGGGGGCCGCCGCCUCCUCCAGCACCCCCAGGACUCGCACCCCCACCUCCUCCUGGACUCUUCUUCGGACUCGGCUCUUCUUCCAGCCAGUGUCCUCGAAAACCAGCCAUCGAGCCCAGUUGUCCCAUGAAGCCUUUGUACUGGAAUAGGAUACAAAUAAGUGAUGGGAGCCAAAAUACAACACCAACCUUAUGGGAUUCCUUAGAAGAACCUGAUAUUCGGGAUCCCAGUGAAUUUGAGUAUUUAUUCUCCAAAGACACUACCCAGCAGAAGAAAAAACCUCUGUCAGAGACCUAUGAGAAAAAAAACAAGGUCAAAAAGAUUAUCAAGUUAUUAGAUGGAAAACGAUCUCAAACUGUGGGCAUCUUGAUAUCUAGUUUACAUUUAGAAAUGAAGGAUAUCCAGCAGGCCAUUUUCAACGUGGAUGACUCUGUGGUUGAUCUGGAGACCCUGGCAGCCUUAUAUGAAAAUAGAGCCCAAGAGGAUGAAUUGGUUAAAAUAAGAAAGUAUUAUGAGACAUCCAAAGAAGAAGAAUUGAAGCUGCUGGAUAAACCUGAGCAAUUUUUACACGAAUUAGCCCAGAUUCCUAAUUUUGCGGAACGCGCCCAGUGCAUAAUCUUCAGAUCUGUCUUUUCUGAGGGUAUCACCUCCUUGCACCGAAAGGUGGAGAUUAUCACACGAGCUUCCAAGGGCUUGUUGCACAUGAAGAGUGUGAAGGAUAUUUUAGCUCUCAUUCUGGCCUUUGGAAAUUAUAUGAAUGGAGGAAAUAGGACUCGGGGACAAGCAGAUGGAUAUAGCUUAGAAAUUCUGCCCAAACUCAAGGACGUCAAGAGUCGGGAUAAUGGGAUUAAUCUUGUGGACUAUGUCGUGAAGUAUUACCUGCGUUACUAUGAUCAGGAAGCUGGAACAGAAAAGAGUGUUUUCCCCCUGCCUGAACCACAGGAUUUCUUUCUGGCCUCCCAAGUGAAGUUUGAAGAUCUCAUAAAAGAUUUGAGAAAACUGAAGAGGCAACUAGAAGCAAGUGAGAAACAGAUGGUGGUGGUGUGCAAGGAGUCCCCAAAGGAGUAUCUCCAGCCUUUCAAGGACAAACUGGAGGAGUUCUUCGAGAAAGCCAAAAAAGAGCAUAAGAUGGAAGAAAGUCACUUGGAGAAUGCACAGAAAAGCUUUGAAACAACAGUAGGAUAUUUUGGGAUGAAGCCAAAGUCUGGUGAGAAGGAGGUCACCCCCAGCUACGUGUUUAUGGUAUGGUACGAGUUCUGCAGUGACUUCAAGGCGAUUUGGAAACGGGAGAGUAAAAACAUAUCGAAAGAAAGAUUGAAAAUGGCUCAGGAAUCAGUCAGCAAGUUGACAUCAGAGAAGAAAGUGGAAACAAAGAAAAUCAAUCCCACUGCUAGUCUGAAAGAAAGACUGCGUCAGAAAGAAGCCAGCGUGACCACCAAGUAA